Seminavis robusta is the source of this 4521-nucleotide messenger RNA. Lineage: Eukaryota; Bacillariophyta; Bacillariophyceae; Naviculales; Naviculaceae. The record is from the annotation of a GenBank genome assembly.
CUUCUGAACCAGGCAGCUGCCAAGAUUCAACAAUAUUUGAAGGCCUCCCGAUUUUUGAGAAUGUCACGGUUACGGUCUUCUUUCUUCCACACCACAACUUGGAUCCCCGCGCUUUACAAGGGAGGCUUCUGCUGCCCUUAUCCUAUCUCAAGAUCUCAUCACAGCAAUCCUUGCAAGGAGAGUAACUCUACUCACCUCGGCUGCCAACCAAGCUAGUUCACAUCUCUCGCGCGUAGACUUUUCUGCCACCAUGGAACGGAAAAGAUUUCCCACCGAUAGUAGCAGUCUAAGAGUAUCCAUUCUGUUGCUGAUCUUGGCGGCAGCUGCGUCUUCCUCCAUUUCCAGUGCACAAGUGCUACCUGCUCUCCCACGGUGUACCCAUUCGUCCUACGAAUUGACCCAGCUACCCCCAGAAGAAGAGAUUGAUCUUGCUCCAUGUGUCAUUGCCGAUAUCAACCCCGGCCCUUCCUCGGCCAAUUUUUCCGUCAUCCCGCUGGUACACGUCACACCGUCCCGCUGUGGUGUCUGGCGUGAUGGAGCGGUGACGGGGGUGAAUGUCCUUAACGAGGGAGGUGGUGUCCCCAUUGGCUUUUCCCAAGACCAUUUCGUCAAGUUCCGUCUCGUCAGCGUCAUGGCAGGAUCUACCAUGGCAAGAGGUUAUGAAGGACGGCACCAGUAUCUCUUACGAGGACUGGUCAAGGAAUUGGAAGCACCAUUUAUUGUUGGCACUUGCUCUUUUAUAGCUUCCAUUGAAAAAGAGGUGGCUCAGGACGUGCAAGCCAUUCUCAUGGCACAAGUGGGACCUCCUUCAUUUUACCAACCUGCCAACAGCAACCCUUUCGUUUUUGGAAUUCACAUCAAUUCCGACACAUAUCCCUUGCCAAAUGUGCAGGCAUUGGAUUUUUGGGCUGCCAAAAAUAAUCCCUCCAGGGAUGUCCCAGUACGCGCCAUUUAUCGACUAGAAUCGGAUUUCUUUCGCAGCACCUGCCAAUCUGCCAUUCAAGCUCUCCAAAAUUCUGGUUUUACCAAUAUUGAAGCCCUGGAAUUCCAUCCCACCAAAGACGAUAAUGGUGACGGGAUCAGGAACGAAUUUGACAACCGAACACUUGGUCAAAUUGCCGACAAUGCUUGUCCGCGGGCACCCGAUUUUCAUCCUGCUCUAUUUGUGUGCACUUUGAUUGAGCAUGACAUUUUGUUGGAACGAUGGAGACAAAACCAAUGUCGACCAACCAGUAUCUGGCUCACAGCUGCCACUUGGCAGUGGGCACACGAGAAUCCUGACUUGCGUCCUUACAUGCAUGGAGGUGCACAGUGGCAUCCUGCCUUGAACUAUUCCGAUGAAUACUUUGACAGUGGCAGGGACUUGUUGGAAUACACAUAUCAACAAUUUGGAUACAAUGGAUCCUAUGAUCAGCUAGUGAGCUACACUGUCCCAAUUCUCUUUUCAAAGCACCUACAAAAUGCAUACAAAGUUGCCACAAAUCCAAACCCUUUGCAAGAUUUUGCCACACCUGAAGGUCGAGAACUGCUCCGUCGUGACCUGAAGUUGCUGGAAGUCGACACCAUCUUUGGCGAGAUCUCUUUUGACAAAAACCAGCGAAACGUUGGGAGAGGUGCUGCUGGGACACAGUGGUUGCCCUUUGAGAGGGGUGAAUUUAUUGAUGUACGACGCAACGAAGUACAAUCCAACAAUCAAAGUGAUGUGGUGUUUGCCAAUGCUCUGGUAUCUCCCCUGCUGCAGGCAGAAACUUCCAUUGUGUUGCCCUCCCCAAGUGCAGAGGGUUGCAAUGAAGGCAGCUUCCUCAACAGGACAGCACUAGAAAACUCCAGUGCCAUUCUGCUGAGUGCAUGUGAAUCAUGCCCCAUUGACACGUACAGCGCUGGAGAUUACGAUGCUGCAGAAUCUUGUGCAGAGUGUCCUACAGGCAGUACGACCAAAGGAAGGACAGGGCAAAGUGAAUGCAUUCCAGACGAAGAACUGAAUUUCAUCUUGCCGAGACUGCUCAUUGGUGGAUAUGUGCUCUUCGGUAUCAUUGCAGCUCUUUGCCUCAUCACAGUGAUGUGGUUGUGGACCUAUCAGGGACAAGUUCUGGUUCGCAUCAGUCAACCACCACUCCUGGUUUUGGUCAUUCUGGGUUGCUUGAUUUCCAGUCUCUCCAUUCUAUUUUUGGGAGUUCAAGCUGAGUUUGCAUCUGACAUGGUGGAUGCAGCCUGCAUGGCUUCCCCUUGGUUAUAUGGGGUAGGCUUUGCAGUUACGUUUGGGCCUUUGCUUGCCAAGCUGCUCAGGAUAAUGCUGGUUUCAAGACGGCGCAACAUUCAUGUUAACAAGUCAGUCAACUCACAACGAGCAGUUGGAAUCAGAGAGGUUUCUUUGCUGGUAGGAAUCAUCCUGAUUAUCGAGGUGGCCAUCCUGACUGCCUGGCAGAUUGAUUCUCCCAGCCAAUGGAGCCGCGAGGUCAUAGAGGAGGUGGAUGGUUUUGUGACUGAAAGUGUUGGGCGCUGUAACUCUGAUGAUCAGUUUGCAUACUUUUGUGCAUUGGCAGGCUUUCAGCUGCUCUGUCUUCUUGCUGCACUGGUUCUGGCCUAUCAAACAAGACAUAUUCACAGUGACUUUGCAGAGAGUGGUUGUAUUUCUCUUGCGGUGGCUUUCACGUUUGAAGUUGUUCUGUUGGCAGCACCCAUCAUUGUCCUUGCAAGAGAAAAUAACGACGUGAGCUACAUUGUCCGCGUCGGGUCUAUUUUUGUGCAGAACUUUGCCGUUCUGCUGCUUUUGUUUGUUCCCAAAAUGAUCCGAGUGCGGGAAAGCAUGCAGGAUCCAUCCAAAAGAGGUCCGAACUCGGAACGACAGAGCAUAUAUCUACCAGUUGCUGCUCUCACAAAUUCUACAUGGGACGAGGCUGCUGAUAUUUUGAACCAAAUGCUGGGCGAAGACAAUGCAAUGCCGGAGGAACAACGUCAGAAUUUGGAAAAGGUGAAGGCUGUUCUCUUGAGUGGCAACAAAGGAAAGAAACAAAACAAAAUGCUCCACGUCCCGAAAGGACUGGCUCGGUUUUCGACGACAAACUCGUUGAAGUUGUCUGUAAAGAAGCAAUCUUCUUUGUACAUCUUGCGAGAAUAUGCAGGCAUUGAUAUAGCAAAGGAUUCCAGCGAGACAGAGGUGAUGGAAGAAUCCGCGCGAGGGUCAUCCCCUAUGUCAGAUGAUCCAGGUGGUGUCUACCUUCUUCCAGAGUUUGAGGCUCUACCGUCCCACGCCACCAAAAUCAAAGUCUCAAAAAUGCUUUCUUGGUCUUCACUGAAGAGGUGGGAUUUCAAUAUCUUUGAUCUGUGCCACCUUUCAGAUGGAAACCCUUUGCUGUUUGUUGGCUGGGCUGUAUUGGGUUCUCCGCAUUCUCAAUUUGCCAUGUCCGGGGCAUGCGGUGAAGAGGUUGCCCUGGAAGAUUUUGAAGGGUAUAACUUCAGUAGCUCGGAUCUCAAGAUUCCAAUGCACACUCUCUGCGACUACCUUCGCGUGAUCCAAGAUGACUACAUCAGUUCCAAUCCUUACCACAAUGAAAUUCAUGCUGCUGAUGUACUCCAAUCCCUUCAUGCAUUGCUUCAGAUGUGUGAGGAUCACCUCCUUGCAAGCAACCUCGAGCUCUUUGCGAUUCUUCUUUCAGCUGCAGUCCACGACGUGCAACAUCCUGGGUCAAGCAAUGCCUUUCAAGCCAAUGCAAGAACAGAUUUGGCACUCACCUACAACGACAAUUCUAUAUUGGAAAAUAAGCAUGCGUCACACUCUUUUGUGAGGAUGUUUGGUACUGAUUCCAAUUUUGGCAGUAAGCUGACAGACCUCAACAUUCUCCGCAAUGUGGAUGCUUCCAAGCUUGCCAACAUUCGAAGCAAGAUGAUUAAGGCUGUGCUGCACACUGACAUGUCUCUACAUUUCAAAACUGUUAGUGAUAUCAAAGGGGAAAUGAUGAAAUCAGAUUAUCUCCAAGACGAUGAAACCCGUUGGGAUGUGCUAAUGUACCUACUCCACAUGGCAGACAUCUCAGGACAGGCGAAGCCUCGACCUCUGUCAACCCUCUGGACCGACCGUGUUAUGGAUGAGUUCUUUGCACAAGGAGACAAAGAAGAGCAACUCGGGCUUCCAAUAUCUCCCAACUGCGAUCGGCACACCACUCUCAAGGCAGAUUCACAAAUUGGAUUCAUUAAGUUUGUCAUCAGACCUGCAUAUGAUGUGUUGGGUGGAAUCAUACCACAAGUCAAAGAAAGGGUUGUUCCCAUUGUAUCUGACAACUUGGAGUAUUGGAUGGAACAAAGGAAAAUUGAGUCGCCUGAUGUGGAUAGUUCCGGUGGUGUGUAGUGCUCUAGGUGAGCCAAUUCCGUGCUCCCUCGCUCGUGCGGACUCAGACUCAGACUCAACCAGGCAGACGACGAGCGACAAGAGACUUGCUCUAAUUGAAACUUCCUUGCUCGUUGACAUAAUAGAACCUCUCAAUAGACAGCUUGUAGUGUCCAUAGAAGAACCUUGUAGCUGGC